AUGAUGUUGGACAAAGCAUCUACUAGAGAUGUUGUUUUAAUGUAUCGGUGGUUUCCAGAAGUAUUCAAGACUAGCAAAUUUAGUGCUUAUCUGCCUAUCAAAAUGUCAGUCACGUCAGAAUCUUUACCGACCGAAAAUAAGCGCCCGAAAAUUGAAAAUGGCGUCUCAUCCAGCCCCGUCAAACUCCGUUUCAAGAAAUUAACUGACCAAGCAACGACUCCUACUCGUGGUUCAGCGUUUGCUGCUGGUUACGACCUUUAUGCUGCAUAUGACGCUAUUAUUUCCGUUGGAGGCAGAGGAUUGGUCAAAACUGACAUACAAAUUGAAUUGCCUGAUGGAUGUUACGGCCGCGUUGCUCCGAGAAGUGGUUUAGCCUUGAAAAAUGGAAUCGAUGUGGGUGCUGGUGUUAUUGAUCAGGACUACCGCGGUAAUGUUGGCGUCGUACUUUUCAACUUUGGAGAAGAAAACUUCGUGGUUAAAAAGGGCGAUCGUAUAGCUCAGUUGAUUUGCGAGCGUAUUUUCUGUCCAGAAUUAGUGGAGUGUGAAUCACUAGAGGAAACACAACGUGGCUCAAGUGGUUAUGGUUCUACUGGAGUAUGA
Molecule: messenger RNA, 600 nt
Organism: Trichobilharzia szidati
Lineage: Eukaryota; Metazoa; Platyhelminthes; Trematoda; Strigeidida; Schistosomatidae
Source: the annotation of a GenBank genome assembly